AUGUCAUCUUCUACCUGGCAGAUGGCUACCAUCAUAUGUCUCCUUUCCAUGCUUGCAAUCAUUCCUUUUCUAUCCUCUGCCUAUAGCUCCAGAAACUGGGAUCCCCUUUUCAACCAUUACAGAGUUCAUGUGAUCAAUGGCUUCAGCAGCAACGACCAGCCGAUGUUUAUUCGUUGUUGGUCUAGGCAUGACGAUCUCGGGAACCAUACCCUCUACAUCGGCGGAGACUUCAACUUCUAUUUCGGCCUCAGGCUUCUACCUCCCUUUACCCAUUUCUACUGUGACUUCAAAUGGGGUACAAAUUAUCUUCCUGAAGUUACUGUGUUUGACGAGGAUGAGGUCAUGCCUUUGUGCUAUUAUACACAUAAAUGUUAUUGGCGUGGCCAAGACGAGGGGCUCUUUUUCAGCAAUGACAAUUCCUCUUACUCCAAGACGCAUCCUUGGCAUUGA
Messenger RNA from Turnera subulata, 450 nucleotides. The record is from the annotation of a GenBank genome assembly. Lineage: Eukaryota; Viridiplantae; Streptophyta; Magnoliopsida; Malpighiales; Passifloraceae.